CCUGUAUCUUGGCAAGCGUUCGGUAUAAACAACCUUUCCAGUAAAAAUGCCUUGUUUGCCUAUGAAAAAGAAGAAGAUCAUCAGGCCUGUUGAUACUUUACCACACAAGAAUGUUAACAGGUAUGGCGAAAAUGAAAUUCACCGUGUAAACCAGCCUUUGAGGCUUGACCAGUGGAAAAAGCGGGGUGUAAACCCCAAUGAUGGCCGUCCCCUGCCUGAAGUUCCCCAAGAUGUGCCCCACGAACAGUCAAGGGAGGCAGCUACACCCCGUCAGGCACCCCACUAUGAGAGGGAAGUCGCCCGUGGGGAGCCCCGGCGUGAGCAGGAAUUACGUCCACUCCGCCAGAAGCCCCCUGUUUACAGAGGGGACCAUGUGGACCUUGACAGUUCCAUUGCUUCUUCAAGACGCUCAACACGAUCCCAGCCACUGAAGGCCGACUUCUUCAUCAGCGUUCCAAUAUUUAACGAGACUUUGAAUCACAGUUUCCGCAAGAAGAACGAGUUUGUUUACAUUGACUCCCGUAGUGAUGAGGUGACCACGUAUCACCAGACCCUCUCCCGUGGCUCCAGCCUUAAGGACCUACGUAGCUCUGGUAGGCGCCCAGCCUCCACCCCCCGGGAACAAAGGAACCAGCAAAGGCCAAGGUCACUCCAGAGGGCACCACAGCGUGAGAGACGUCAGCGACCCUUUUCUGGAAGUGAAGCCUCAGUUGCAACUCGAUCCUCGUAUGGCUACGAGUCUGAGACAUUUGAGGGACCAAUUAUGAUGCGCAACAAGCACCUGGCUCCAGGCCUGAACAUCGAGUCUGAUGAUGAAGAUGAGCGAUAGAAGAUUCUUCGAUAUGGCCAUGUAAAACUGUUUUAACUCAGCAUAUACCAUUUUGAGUUACAAUAGUUUUGCAUUGAACCUUCAAUUUACAGUCAUCAAAAUGAUUUCGAACCAGUCAAGUAGCAAUGUGAUAGACUGGUUACAAUUGAGUUGGUUGGUAGGGUGUUGUUUUAAUAGAGCUUUUUUCAAACUAUUAACAUAUAUAUUUAUUUGUUAAGAUUUAAAUUAAUCAUUUAGAACAAAAGUCAGAAAAAUAACCACUUUCUACAAAACCUUUAUUGAUGUCCUAUGCUCUUCAGUAUCCUACACUUUUGACGGAUAUUUUCUAUUAUACCAAAAAUCUAUGCAUCCAUGAUGAUAUUAUACUUGUAUUCAUUGUAUUAAUUAUUUUUUUUAUUUUCAAUAUGUUUUCACACAGGCUCCCUAAUUUUUGCACUGAAUUUAUUACUGUUUCUCUUUUUAUAAUCCAUUUACUUUCUUAUAUGAAAGCCUCUUGUUAGCUGUGUUCUUUCUGUGUCGAAGGUGCUCUGUCUUGUCAUUUAGGAAAACCAUAAUUGCAUUUGAUACAUAUUAUACUGUUCGUGUUCUAUUUCUGCAAAAUAACUGUUUUAGUGUAGUUGUUUGCUCGUGUCUUCAAACUGUUGUGCAGUUAUAGACUUUAGCUUUAAGGCUGUUAUAUGAGAAAGCAUACAACAAUUAAUUUUAAGAUCAAGAAAAUAAGUUAAACCUGCAAUGUCAGUGUAAAAAAUAUAUAUGUUUAUUAGGGAUGCAAACGAAUGGCAAAAUUGAUAUUCGAAUAUUCGGUAAUUCUUUCGAUCGAAUAUUCGAAUAUUCGAUUACCGAAAUACGUAUUUUAGAAGAUGUAUUAAAUAUUAUUAUUAUUCGCUAAAGCAAUAGCCGGGGCGCUUUUUACCCUACUUUGUCGUAGCCAGUACGCGCAACGGACCCUGAUUUCCCCAAAUGAGCCUUUGAAAUUCUCCAUUUUCAGGAAGAAAAAAGCAAAACAUUAUAAACAACAAAUUGAAUGAUUCAAUUCCGCUGCCUUUUGAAAACAAUGUGAAAUUAGAUGGAUUCCUAGUCAAACAGUGUUUUGCGCCUAUGGAGGGUCUUUCCGUAGGAUAAUCAGCCUCGUUCUGAGAUUGACCUCUAAAUUGACUAAAUAAAGAUAUGGAAACCCCAAACCAACUCGGUUCUAGUAAAAUAAUUAAACGAAAACAUAAGUGUAUUGGACUCAGCUAUUGUACAACAAGAGAGGAAAUAUAUCCUAAAAUCCAUUUCAAAGCACGAAAAUUGUAUCGAAACAUGGAAACAGUUUAUUUAAAAAGCACAUAUAUGCAACAACAUUUUUGUAGCACAUGGCAUUCAUAUCAUCACUUCCAUUUGCGCUUUGUUGUACAGUAGUUGCAGCCAAGACAAUACAUUGGUGUUAAAGCCGAUCCCUAGCUAGUUGUUGUAAAAGUAGGGGGACCUUUUAUAGUACCCGGCGUUAUGUACCUAAAUGACACAUGACGCGUGUCUAGUCAUCACAUUCACACCUCUGGCAUAAGGGGCCAAUCGUUGUAAAAACAAGACAAACGAACAUUAUAAACAACAUCAGCGUUGUAGGCAAAAUGUGUUUUAUUCUCUUUAUUGAACUUUUUUCGAAUAUUCGAAUACCGAUUUUGACAUUCGAAUACCAAACGUUUGAUCGAAUAUUCGAAUAUUCGUUUGCAUCCCUAAUGUUUAUCAUGUCACAAAUGAAAUUGAAAGUUUAAUGUGCCAAUUUGAAUGAACAUUGACUUUAUAUGAUUUGAUAUGCUCAUCAAUAUUUUCUUCUUUAUUUAUAAGCAGAACUUUGUGUAAUAUAGAACAUAGAUUUUAAAAUAAUUGCUGUAACAUAGUGACAUGUCACAGAAGAUUUAGUUAAACAUGUACAUGUACAUUAGACAAGUAGAUCGUUAUGCUUUUGAUUUGUUUUGUACUGAUAAAUUAAAUGUUCCAACGUUUCUUUGAUUUAGAUAAUGUCUAGCAUGGUUAGCAUUUAAUUGGUUUAUGAAAUUUAAGAUUAAAAACGAUUGUUUUGUUAGCUUAAUUUUCAAAGAACAAGUAUUGCCAUAGCCUUGGUGUCUCUGUUGGCAUUGAAAACAUUUAAAGUUGAAUAUUAGUAGACAACUGCUUCACUAUGGCAAUGCCCACAUGUGAAGCAAGUCCUGUGGUUCAAGCUAAACUAUUUGCCCUGUGGGGUCUAUCAAGAAAAGAAACUGAGGUGAGUGUUGACAUCUGCUUGUUGUGCUCUGGGGCGGUAUUCAUAAGACAUCAUUAGUCAUUUCCUUACUUAAAUUAUGUUCCUAACUUAUGUAUCACUCUUAUCAUAUGAUAUAUUAACUUAACUAUACCUGAAAUACUUAAUUUUCAGUAAUUUUAUGAUAAAAAUUCAACACUUUUAUGUUAAAAACACUAAUACUUUUUUGUAAUUUGACUAUAAAAAAUUUAGGAAAUUGACUUAAGUUAAGAAAUUACUUAAAAGUUUUUUUAAUACGGCCCCAGAUUUUUUCAAGAUGUUGUUAAUUUGAUGUUAGUGAUCAAAAUUGGAGUUGUGCAAUUGAAAAUAUUCCUUUCUCGUGUUUCAAAGCUUUUCUUCAAAUAAAAACUUGAGGGAAAGAGUUAUCUAGUGGUAUAUGUGUCCGCCUCUUACCCGAGAAGUUUGUGGGUUUCAUACCCACCUUCGGGAAAUGUUCAAGAACAUAGUCAUCUUGAAUUGAGAUUUUGAAGGACUAUUUGUUAUGGUAGGAAAAAUAAAUUUGUUAUGGUAGGAAAAAUAAAAAAGUAAAAAAUAUUGUAUAAAUGAUUGGUAAUUUCUAUAACUUUUUUUUCCUCGCAUUAUGCUUCGACGAUCUAUAUGUAUACAUGCAUUUCAAUGUAAACUUAGAAAAUGAAGUUUUAUCUUUAUAAUGAAACCAUUUUUUGCCCAUUUUACCAACCAUAUUAAACUAUUAAUCUACUUGUUUUUGAUAACCACAACAUUUUUCAAUCUAUUGUCAUAACAUUUUGCAAGUAUUUUCUUUCAGCACAUGCAAUACAAACGCAUUUAUAUGAUACUGCUAGCUUUUAACUUAGUUGUUAUUUCAUGUCUGUUCUAGUUAAAAUAUGGGUUUUUGUUCUGAUAGUGUAUCAGUGGACAAGGAGUGUAAGUUUAGCAUAAUAAAUCAUAUUUGUUUGGCCAGUGGAAGACAAGAUCAUAGAAAAACAUUUAUGAUUAUAAAUGCAUAGUUAUAUAGUAUAUUAUUUACCUAUUUACACUGUGUUUGUGCCUUCGUUAAGAUGCUUUUGAAGACUUUUUUUAUCGAGACAGUGGUCCAGCUUUCUAAAGGAAGUUUAUACAUAUAAUCAAUGUUUUCGUGUUUAUGUCUUUGUAAUCUUUUAAUAGGGUACUAUUUGUGGUCAAUUAAUUUAUUCAGUACUUUUUAAUGACAUAUAUAUAUACAUUGAGGUUUACAUCAGAUUUAUUGUAUACAUUUACUUAUAUAGACAUGUGUUGUUAUGCUUGUAAGUUAGUGUAGAUUCUAGUCAUAGAAUCAAAUAAAGUAGAAAAAAAUA
Molecule: messenger RNA, 4405 nt
Organism: Mya arenaria
Lineage: Eukaryota; Metazoa; Mollusca; Bivalvia; Myida; Myidae
Exons: 5
Coding region: 47-829 (260 amino acids)
Source: RefSeq, a predicted model, not a curated record